AAAGACGAAGGCGGAUGUGAGCAACCGGGAAUCAUCUCUGCUUGUGCGAAGAAGACGUAACCCGGAAGUGAUCAUCGUCCGGCCGGCACCAGGUCAUCGCAUCCACGGGUCUCGCACAUGUUUGGAAGAAAACAAGUUAAAAGAUCAUGACGUCAUUAGCCCACCAGCUGAAGCGGCUGGCGCUGCCUCAGAGUGACCCCGACCUGCUGACACGAACAGAGGUCGCGUCGCUCCUCUUUGACCCCAAAGAAGCAGCCACCAUCGACAGGAGCACCUUUUACGCUCUCGGCUGCACGGGGCUGGAGGAACUUCUGGGGAUGGAACCGGCGUUCUCGGAGUUCCAGGAUUCUUUGUUUAGCCGGGCCUCGGUAACGCUGGAACGGAGCGUCCAGUCUAAGGAGGUCAACCAGAAACUGGACGCUGACGUCGCUCUGUUCCUCACCCGCCUGUCCCCGUACUUCCUCCUCAAACCGGCGCACAAGUGCAUCGAAUGGCUGGUUCAUCGCUUCCACGUCCAUCUGUACAACCCUGACAGCCUGCUGGCUUGCGUGCUGCCGUACCACCACACCAACACCUUCGUCAGAGUGCUGCAGCUCCUCAAAAUCAAGGACGCCACAAACCGCUGGAACUGGUUACAUCCUCUCCAGAAACCAGGUGUGAAGCUGGCCAAAGGCACGCUGAUCACCCACUGCUACUCGGACCUGAGCUUCAUGGACUUCAUCUGCACCAUGGUCACCGCCUCCAUUAAGGCUUACACGGGACAUUCAAAAAGCUUCUCGCAGCUCCGAGUGGUCUUCUCCUUCUACGCCUCCACCAUCGUCGCCGCUCUGGACGCCGUUGACAAAGUGUCCGACGCCAUUGUUUCCAAAUUGUUGCCAUACGUGCAGAAGGGGCUGAAGUCGAGGCUGGCGGACUACAAGGCGGCCACCUACAUGGUGGUGUGUCAGAUGGCGGUGAAGGUGGUGAUGGAGGCCGGUCUCAUCGACACGCUGGCCGUGCACGUCAGCAAGUCUCUGCUCAAAGAACCUGUGUUGGCCAAAGAGGGGCUGGGCUGCCUCGUCGUGCUGCUCCAGAGCCAGAAGGAUGGCGCGGCUGGGUCCAGAUUCUGCGGCUGUGUGUGCUCCAUGCCGACGCUGGCGUCCACCCUGCAGAUCAUGGCGGACACCCACGACGUCAGUCCUCUUCUGCGCUACCUGCUGCCUCACCUGGUCCACGCCGUGUUCAGCAGCUCAGAUGAGACGGACGUCUCGGGUGUGUUGGAGUCGCUGGUGCAGUCUGUCCCUCUGACCAAAGGCCUGGACAAACGUCUCGCUCGUUUGCUCCUGGAUGAUUACAUGAGUCAGACGGAGCUCAGCGAGGAAGACGUCUCCGCCCUCAACAAGCGACUUCAGCCGCUCGUCCGACUGUUUGAGUCCAAGUACUGCUUGGCUUUAGACGGCGUGCUCUCGGGUCAUGUGACCGACAUCAGCAGCUCAGAGCAGAAGCGCCUCUUCCAUCACUUCCUCUCUGUGUCCAUGAGCAGCGGAAAAUUCCAGAUUGUGGGGGACUCGGACACGUCGCUGCUGCUCAGCUUGAAUCACCCGCAGGCUUCGCUCCGAGUCUCGGCGCUCCAGCACCUGAAGAGCGUCGCUGCCUCCGGGCAGAGUUUGGAUCAAGACUUCCUGAAAGACGCCAUCUUGGAGCGCUUGAAGGACGACGUGCUGGAAGUGGUCACCGCGGCUGUCCAAACCUUAGAGGUCAGCCAGGCGGUGCUGGAUGUUCUGGACUCUGAGGAGACUGUGUCGUCUUUAUUGUCUCUGCUGCAAAGACUCGAUCAGCCUGAGGCCGACAGCUGGCUGCCGGUUUUAACAGAAUCGGUGCGUUUACUGUCCGAAUCCCCGCUGGGAAAGGGGGCCGACGAGGUGGUGCAGAAGAUCAGCUGGGGGCUCGUGCCUUUCCUGGUGGUCACCACCUCGUGUCUGGACUCCGCCCAGGUGCGCCUCGCACGCCAGGUCGCCGAGUGCUCAGUCCUCGCCCAACACCCGCUCACCCUGAACUGGGCCAAAGAACUGCGUCAAGUGGUUAAGCGCAGCUCAAAAAACAAUUUCGCCGAUUUGGCCAACGAGCGACUGGUCUCAACUCUGAACAAGAACCUGGCCAGCAUGGAGCUCUUCUCCAAACGAGACGCUCUGCAGAAGUUGGGUCAGUUGGGGGAGCGGCACUGUGGUUCUGGUGUAAGAGGGUCCACGUUCUUCCUGGUGAUAACGCGGAUGCACCUGCUGGGCCUGGACCAGCUGGGCGAGACUGAACACCUGCUGACUGCACAAAGGGUCUACGCCAAUUUGGAGGCGCCGCUGAUGGAACUUGUCAAGAACCACGAGGACGAGGAAGCGCCACCUGUCGCCUUGGUCCCGGCGUCUUUCACCGAGGCACUGAGCUUGUACCUGAGCAGCCGCGCACAGCAGCGAGACGCCGAGUACCGUCUCGUUUUGCUUUCUCUGCUGCGAGACUUCAUCUCGUCUCUCAGGUGUCACGACGACACCUUCAAAGCUGCCAUGUGGUGGAACCCGGAGAAGUUAGACACCAACACCUGCUGCUACCUGAGUCUGGUCGCACGUCUUUUUGCGGUUGUCCUCGACGGCGCCGGCGAGGGGCCGACCGCGGGCAGCUUUCGGGAGUUCAUGAAGCUGCUGGUCAAGGUUCACCUGUGCGACACAGUGAUGCUCUUCAGGUUCCUGUGUGUGCUGUGGGGCUACAGCAGUAACCACGGAGACCAGCUCGGCGUGAAGGUGGGCGCCGUCCUGCAGACCCGGGCUCUCUACAUGGGCGGAGCUUUGCUGAGCGCCCAGCCUGCCGCCACGCUCGCCAAGCUGGCAGCCGCCGACUCACCUGUGGUCCCGUCCUUGCUGUGCUGUCUCACCUCUCCAUUUCGGGAGGUCCGGAGGGCCGCCCUCAGCGCUCUGGAGAGCCUACCAGGUGCUGGCGCCACUCCCUUCCAACCGAUCAUAGACAAGCUUCUAAAGAUCUCCGAGGAGAUUGUUGCCGACCCCUCGUACUUGAGCACAGCUCUGGGGCAGCUUCAGGACCAGUGCGAGUCCACUAAGAAGAAGUCGUCGCUGCAGGCCUCCAUGCGUCACUUGAUGCUGAGCAUUCAACAGCCCUGCUGUCCGUCCUAUACCGGGGCCUGCCUGCUGGGGGCGCUGAACCACGUCGACGGGCAGGAUGUCCUAUCGACACUGCUUCCUGUCCUGGACCGGCUGCUCCACAACAACCCGGACACCUCCACCCUGCUGCGGGACGAGGCCCGGCUGCUGCAGCUGGUCCUGGGCAAGUACAACCCAGCCUCUGCCCCUCUGCUGGCGGCCGACCAGAACUGCCUGGAUCUCUUCAUCAGAGCCCUGAGGACCCCCACUCCGGUGUUCCCGGGCGUGCCCAGCUGCCAGAUCUUAGCUCUGGACCAGAUCACAAAGCCUUUCUUCAGCGCCCUCGGAGAUGAGAAAGUCCAACACAAACUGCUGGCGGCCAUGUUUGACCUGCUGGUGGACAACAACAGCGCGCUGAUUUCCAACGCCGUCGGCGGCGCCUUCAAAUCGAUUGCCGUGGAUUGCCAGCUGGUGGCCAACGAGCUGGCGCCGCCAGAAAAAGCCAAGGUGGGCGUGACAGUGCAGCAAACGCGAAGGAGCAGAAUGUUGCAGAGGAAACCCGAAGGUGGCGGUGAUGCCGCUCGAGAAGGGGACGGCGUUUCCUGGCACCGAGUCACUCUGAUCCUGGAGAUGCUGCAGCACAAGAAGAAGUUGAAGCGAGCCCAGACGUUGGUGCCCGUUCUCUUCUCGCUGUUGGCCAGGAGUCUGGAGGCGUCUUCCGUGGAUCGGGCCAACAUGGAGUACGCCAAGCAGCUGCUGCUCGGCUGCCUGCUCAACAUCUGCAACAAAUUGGCGCCUGACGGACGACCCGCUGGACCAGACUUCCUGGAUGAAGACAAGUUCAGCGUGGAGUUGGUGGUCCAGUGUGUGCGAGUGUCCGACGUGCCACAAACCCACCAUCACGCUCUGCUGCUGCUCGGCGCCAUCGCCAACAUUUUCCCUGAGAAGGUUCUGCACAACAUCAUGUCCAUCUUCACCUUCAUGGGCUCCAACAUCAUGCGACUGGACGACUCCUACAGCUUCAGAGUCAUCGACAAGACUGUUGAGAUGGUGAUCCCCGCUCUGAUCCAGGCCAGCAGCCUAUCAGGUUCAUCGGCUCACAUCGACGCCGUGGUGACCAGGAUUGUGCACGUGUUUGCCGACGCGCUCCCUCAUGUUCCCGAGCAUCGGCGGCUGCCCAUCCUCUCUAAGCUGGUGACCACGCUGGGCCCAGACCGCUUCCUCUGGGUCCUAAUGCUCCUCCUGUUCAAGCUCCACGUCACUCAGGUCGCCAGCUCGCAGAGUGAAAAGGAAGAAGCUCUGGAGCGAGAUGUCGACUUCUGGAUCUCAGUGUGUUGUCACUUUGAGGUGUCUGAGCAGCUCACGUCUCUCAUCAACAUCCUCAACUUUCUCAUGCAGCUGCCGGAUGACAAGGACGAGGCUGCCACAAAACACCCUCGAGGAGCGCAGAAGAAGAAGAAGAAGAAGAAGGAAGAGGAGGAAGAAGAGGUGGAGGAGUUGAUCUUCAGUGUGGACGCUCACAGCAGCAAAGAUGUCAGACACUUCAAGUUCCUCUCAGUCUCCUUCUUGGCUCAGCUGCUGGCCUCAGACUCUUUCAUUGGGAAGGUGGCGGACGUGCGCGAGGAUGACGGCGCUGCACUUCUCCAGAAGCUUCAGCAGCGGCUGCUGGAGGAGAACCUGCGUUACAUCAACGCCGUCGCUCGCUGCGUGGAGGACAACGCCGACAAACCCACCGCAAAGUUCUGGAGAGUUCUGCUGAACAAAACCUACGACGUCCUGGAUAAGGUGAACGCCCUGUUGCCCGCCGACACCUUCAUCACGGUGAUGAGAGGGCUGAUGGCCAACCAGCUGGCGUCCGUCAGGAGGAAGGCCAUGGAGCUGCUCAACAACAAACUGCAGCACAGGACGCAGUGGGCGGAGCGACAGAUCACCGCUCUCUUAGAGCUCAUCAGCGACCUCCUCGCCGUGGUGGGCAAAAGUACCGGCGUGGCGGCGCAGGAAGCGGCGGCGGCGGAGCAGACCGUCAACCGGCAGACGGCGCUCUACAGCCUCAAGCUGCUCUGCCGCAACUUUGGCUCCGCCCACCAGGAGGCGUUCCUCCCCGUCCUUCUGCACACCACGGAGGUGGCCUCGUCGCCGCAGGAGGAGAAGAACGUGAUGGCGAGCGCCUUGCUCUGCGUCGCCGAGGUGGUCGGCGCCCUCAAAGCCCUCGCCAUCCCGCAGCUGCCCAGGUUGAUGCCGGCCGUGCUGCACGCGCUGAGCGACAGGAAGGAGCUGCUGACCAACGAGAUCUACCUGCUGAGCGCCGUCACCGCCCUGCACCGCGUCACCGAGACCCUGACGCACUUCAUGAGCCCGUACCUGCAGGACACCACCAUACAGGUCUGUCGGCUGACGCCCGCGCUGGAGGAUUCUCCGUCCUCCUCGUCCAGCCUGGUGUCCGUGCGGCUCCACUCCCUCAGGAGCUGCCUGGCCACCAAGCUGCCCCCCAGGGUCCUACUGCCCGUCCUCACCAGGUGCUUCAGCGUCCUGGUGGUGGACAGGAAGGUGAGCCGGGAAACAUUUCCACGCCGAGCAGGCGCUGACCUGGGGGCUUCCUCACAGGGCCAGCUGGGGGCGCUGAUGAGCAUCCUGAAGGAGCACAUCAGUCACAUGGAGCGAGAUCAGCUCAACUUCCACCAAUCAGAGCUCACCGCCUUCUUCCUCGCCGCACUCGACUUCCGAGCCGACCACUGCCAGGGCCACCUGGCGAGCACGGCGCAGGUCGAGGGCAGCGUGAUCGACUGUCUGGUCGCCAUGGUGAUGAAACUGUCCGAGGUCACGUUCCGGCCGCUCUUCUUCAAGCUGCUGGACUGGAGCAAGUCCGGGAGGAAAGAACGCCUGCUGACCUUCGUCACGCUCGCCGACUGCAUCGCCCAGCGCCUCAAAGGUCUCUUCGUCCUGUUCGCCGGGAACCUGGUCAAGCCCUUCGCCGACCUGCUGCAGCAGACCAACGUCUCCAAGACGGGCCAGCAGUUGUUUGAGGGUGAUGGCGGCGUGGAGAAGACGGACCUGCUGCUCUGUGGCGUCCUGGACUGCAUGCACAAGAUCUUCCUGUACGACAAUCAGCACUUCCUGAGCAGGGAGCGAGCAGACGCCCUCAUGGCGCCGCUGGUGGACCAGCUGGAGAACGGCGUGGGCGAGUACCAGCAGAGGGUGACCCAGCACCUGCUGCCAUGUGUGGGUCAGUUUGCUGUGUCGCUGGAUGAUGACACUCAGUGGAAAAGUCUCAACUACCAGGUCCUGAUGAAGAGCCGACACUCUGACGCCAAGGUGCGCUUCUCCUCGCUGCUCAUGCUGACGGAGCUGGCGGCCAAGCUGAAGGAGAACUACAUGCUGCUGCUUCCUGAAACCAUACCCUUCCUGGCAGAACUCAUGGAGGAUGAGUGUGAGGAGGUGGAGCAGCAGGUUCAGAAGGUGAUUCAGGAGAUGGAGAACAUCCUGGGAGAACCUCUGCAAACUUACUUUUAACACACACACACACACACACACACACACACACACACACACACACACACACACACACACACACACACACACACACACACACACACACACACACACACACACACACAC
This is a messenger RNA of Nerophis lumbriciformis (worm pipefish), 6737 nucleotides long. RefSeq names its product HEAT repeat containing 1 (gene heatr1). Gene Ontology annotation, molecular function: snoRNA binding. The record is from RefSeq and is a predicted model, not a curated record. Gene Ontology annotation, cellular component: small-subunit processome; 90S preribosome; t-UTP complex. NCBI's taxonomy places the organism in Eukaryota, Metazoa, Chordata, Actinopteri, Syngnathiformes, Syngnathidae. Gene Ontology annotation, biological process: positive regulation of transcription by RNA polymerase I; maturation of SSU-rRNA from tricistronic rRNA transcript (SSU-rRNA, 5.8S rRNA, LSU-rRNA).